GAGUGAAGAGAGCAGACCAGAGUGUGCCGAGAAAGUGGAAGGAGACAGACAGGCAGACAGACAACCCACCGGUCGUUGCGGCUAUCGCAAGUCUCAAGACUCAAUUUUUAAGCAUUUUAGAGUACAAAUUUUGAUGGUUUGGUGAUGGGAUCGCACCAGAAUUCCAUGUAACAACGACCCUCUUGUUAUCUUUUUCGUAUUUGCAGAUUUUCAUACACCAUUACAUUACAUGUACCCCUAUCUUUUGCUGCUGUCAUCUUCAGAGACCUGAAUCAUCACCCGAAAAACCACUCACCUUCUUGAUAAUCAAAACCUAAAAUGGGGUCUCGAUUCCCAUCUCAUCAGCUGAGCAGCGGCCUCUAUGUAUCUGGCCGCCCAGAACAGCCGAAAGAGAGAACACCAACCAUGACAUCAGCCGCCAUGCCUUACACAGGCGGCGACAUAAAAAAAUCUGGCGAGCUCGGAAAAAUGUUUGACAUUCCUGUAGAUGGCUCCAAAUCAAGAAAAUCUGGACCAAUCACUAGUGCUGCAGCUAGAUCGAGCUACUCUACGUCAGGCCCCAUAUCAUCCUUUGGUGUUUCUGGUUCUUCGUCUAUGAAAAAAUCAAAUUCUGGUCCACUGAAUAAGCACGGGGAGCCUAUCAAAAGAUCCUCUGGCCCACAAUCUGGUGGAGUAACCCCGGUAACCCGCCAAAACUCGGGUCCUCUGCCGCCGGUUCUUCCAACAACAGGUCUCAUUACAUCUGGACCCAUUUCAUCUGGCCCACUUAACUCAUCUGGAGCCCCACGAAAGGUAUCCGGACCUUUGGAUUCGAGCGGGUCGAUGAAAUUACAUGGUUCUUCCUCAGUUAGCAACAAUCAGGCUGUGACGACUCUUGGUCAAGAUGAUGAGUAUUCGUUUAAGAGGAACCUCCCGAAAACUAUACUGUGGGCGGUUAUUAUGCUUUUCGUGAUGGGGUUUAUUGCGGGUGGUUUUAUUCUGGGAGCAGUUCGCAAUGCUGUUCUUCUCGUUGUUGUUACUGUUCUGUUUUGCAUUGUUGCUGCUCUGUUCGUGUGGAAUUCUUGUUGGGGGAGAAAAGCUGUCGUUGGCUACAUUACAAGUUAUCCAGAUUCGGAACUGAGAACUGCUAAAAACGGGCAAUACGUCAAAGUUUCUGGGGUGGUUACGUGUGGAAAUGUUCCACUAAAAUCAUCCUUCCAGAAGGUUCCAAGAUGCGUGUACACUUGCACAAAUUUGUUCGAGUACAGGGCAUGGGGUUCCAAGGCUGCAACUCCUACACACCGACGUUUCACAUGGGGGCUUAGAUCUUCAGAGAAGCAUGUUGUGGACUUUUACAUAUCGGAUUUCCAGUCUGGGCUGAGAGCAUUGGUCAAAGCUGGCUAUGGUGCACGUGUGAUUCCGUACGUGGAUGAAACUGUAGCCAUUGAUGUUGAUCCACUAAAAAACGAAUCAUCUCCAGAACUUAUCCGCUGGCUAGGAGAGAGGAACCUAUCAGUCGAUGAUCGUCCGAUGCGAUUAAAAGAAGGGUAUAUAAAGGAAGGGAGCACGGUAAGUGUGAUGGGGGUGGUACAGAGGAACGAAAACGUGCUAAUGAUAGUUCCACCGGGAGAGGCAUUCACAACAGGGUGUCAGUGGAGUCAAUGUAUAUUUCCUAGUAGCUUUGACGGUAUCGUGUUGAGGUGCGAAGAUUCAUCAAAGGUCGAUGUUAUACCAGUCUAGUUUCUUUAAACAAAUAGGCAUAUAAACAAUCGGGACGGGGUUUUUUGCGACAAGACAAGCCACAGCUUGCUUAGUAGGUGUUUUGGCUGUUCAUGUAUAUUCUUAGGUUUGUUUGUUUGUGUAUUUGUUUAUUUCUUGGAGUCUUGGUAAAUUGGUAAAGCUUUGUUUGUUGACGACUAUGGAAAUACUUUUACAUGUUUUCAGUUCAAGAACAGUUUUUUUUUUUUUUUA
Molecule: messenger RNA, 1950 nt
Organism: Erythranthe guttata (spotted monkey flower)
Lineage: Eukaryota; Viridiplantae; Streptophyta; Magnoliopsida; Lamiales; Phrymaceae
Product: protein SHOU4
Source: RefSeq, a predicted model, not a curated record